GGACACAGGAUUCCAGGCCAGUGAGGACCCGCCCUGGCCCAGACCUGCACCCACCCUGCCGGCCCUGCUCGCCCAGAGCUGACCGGGAGAUGGCGCUGACCCGGUGGCUGCUCCCCAUGGCCCUGCUGGCUCUGAGCCGGGAGCCCAGCAUGGCAGGGGACCUAGAGACCAUCCCGCUGCAGACCCUGCGCUGCCAUAAUGACUACACCAGCCACAUCACCUGCAGGUGGGCGGACACCCAGGAUGCCCAGCGGCUCAUCAACCUGACCCUCUACCACAGGCUGAACGAGUCCCCCCCAGAGCCAGUGUCCUGUGAUCUCAGUGACGACAUGCCCUGGUCAGACUGCCCGGCUUCCCACUGUGUGCCCAGAAAAUGCGUCAUUCCCAGCAAGCGGUUCGUCAUAGCCGACAAGGACAACUUCUCAUUCCAACCCGACAGGCCUCUGGGCACCCAGCUCACUGUUAUCCUGGCCCAGCAUGUGCAGCCCCCCGCGCCCAGCGACCUCCACGUCAGUGCUGACGGGGACCGGUUCCUGCUGACCUGGAGUGUGGCCCCCGGGGGUUCCCAGAGCCCGUGGCUGUCCAAGCUGGAGUUCGACGUGGCCUACAGGCGGCUUCAGGACUCCUGGGAGGAUGCCUCCAGCCUCACCUCCACCGCCCCGCAGGCCCACCUGGGGCCCGGGCACCUCAUUCCCGGCAGCACCUACGUGGCCCGAGUGCGCACCCGGCUGGGCCGGGGUUCAGGGUUCUCGGGCCGGCCCAGCCCGUGGAGCCCAGAGGUUCGCUGGGACUCGCAGCCAGGGGACAAGGCCCAGCCCCAGAACCUCCAGUGCUUCUUUGAUGGGGCCACCGCGCUCAGCUGCUCCUGGGAAGUGAGGUCCGAGGUGGGCCGCUCUGUCUCCUUCACCCUCUUCUACAAGCCCAGCCCCGACGAGGGGGAGCAGGAGUGUUCCCCGGUGCUGAAGGAGGCGCGCGGCCCCUAUGUCCGCCACCGGUGCCGGGUGCCCGUGGCCGACCCCGGGAACCACAGCCAGUACCUCGUCUCUGUUCGGCCAAAGCGGGAAGAGAAGUUUAUAAAGAGCUCGGAAAACAUCCAGAUGGCUCCUCCGACGCUCAACGUGACCAAGGGCAGAGAUGGCUACAUUUUGCGCUGGGAAGUGAAGAUGUUCUAUGGCCACAUAGAGUACACCUUCGAGGUCCAGUACAAGAAAGACGCAGCCUCCUGGGAGGAGAGCAAGACAGAGCCCCUGCAGAACACGCGCGUCCUGUCACUGCCGCCGCUGGAGUCCUCCACCAGGUACCAGGCCAGAGUGAGGGUCAGGCCCUACAAAGGCUACAGCGGCAUCUGGAGCGAGUGGAGUGAGGAGAGCUCCUGGGACACUGAGUGGGUGCUGCCCACGUGGGGCCUGGCCCUCAUCCUAGUCUUCACCACCCUGGCCUUACUCCUGGCCCUGCGUUUCUGUGGCACGUACGGGUACAGGUUGACCCACAAGUGGGAGGAGAAAAUCCCCAACCCCAGUAAGAGCCAACUGUUCCAGGACGUGAGUGCGGGGCGCUGGCCCCGCGGCGGCCUGUCGGCCCUCACCAGCAGGAGCCCCGCACACAAGGGACCCUGGGACAGCCGCUUCCCUGGGCUGGAGGCUGUCACCCCCCUGGAGGGGGUGUCCCCUGAAGACCGCAUGCACAGCGAGGUGUCACCUCUCACCGUGGAGGACCCUAAAAAUGCCCACGACUCACCAUCUGAGCCUAGCACGACUCCGGCCGCCGCCGACCUGCCCGUGGAGCUGCCCCCAGGCCCCGCGCCCUGCCUGUCGGCCCCCUCAAGCAGCCCUGAGAGCCAGGGUUCCGGCUUCGACUUCAAUGGCCCCUACCUGGGGCCGCCCCACAGCCGCUCCCUGCCGGACCUCCUGGGCCAGGAGGAGCCCCCGCAGAUGGGUGGGAGCCAGAAGCCUCUGCCCCCAGGGUCCCUGGAGUACCUGUGCCUGCCCCAAGGGGAGCAGGUGCAGCUGGUCCCACUGGCCCAGGUGAUGGGACAGGGCCAGGCCAGGGGUGUGGAGAGGAGCCCCUCCAUGGAGACUGAGGCGGGCCCUGUCCCUCACACUCCUGGGCUGCUGGUGGGUGGUCAGGGCCUGCAGGACAGCCCCACAGCUGUGUCCGCUGUGUCCGGGGGCCCUGCGGACAGCAUCGUGGCCUCUGGUUAUGUCAGCACCGCAGACCUGGCACUCGCCUUACCCACCGAGGCACCAUCUGCCUCCCGGGUUCCUCCCCCUGGCCUCCCCUCGGAGCAGAACCACAGCCUCUGUCCCGGACUGGCACGUGGGCCCCUGGAAGGCCCCGCCCCCAUGAAAUCAGUGAUUGACAGCUAUGUGGAGCUCCCUUCCACCAUGGGCCAGUCCCCUAAGUCCCCUCUGGGCAGUCCUGCCCCUCCUGCAGCCAGCGGCCACGUCCUGAGCCCGAGGGAGCCCAGGGUCGAUGUGACCCCAGUCUCCCCGCACCCCGAGGGGCUCCUGGUCCUGCAGCAGGUGGGUGACUAUUGCUUCCUCCCCGGCAUGGGAUCUGGCCCCUUGUCCCCCCAGAGUAAGUCCUCUUCUCCUGGACCCUGUCCUGAGAGCAGGGACCUGGACCGGGGCUUCCCGGCCAAGAAGCCUUCCUGUCCGGCCAUUCCCCAGGUGCCCGCCAUUCAGCUCUUCAAAGCCCUGAAGCAGCAGGACUACCUGUCGCUGCCCCCCUGGGAUGUCAGCAGGCCAGGGGAGGUGUGCUGAGACCCCGCAGGCCUGGGGGGACACGUGGGAGGAGAGGGUCUGCCUUCCUCCUGCCCUGCCUUUCUCCCACCGGCCUCAGUGUUUUCCACACUCAUUUCUGCAAAGCCAGGGAGAGGGGCCAGGAAAACGCGUGAACUGCCUAUCUUCUCCCUUGACCUUGAGCAAGGUCAGGCUUCUCUGUCUGUCUCUCUUCCUCCUCCCUCCCGCCCCCGUCUCACAGACACACCCCCACGUACUUUUCUUUCAAGUUCACAGACUUUUAGGUUCUGAAUUGAUAGAAAGUUCCAUAUGUUCUCGUUCCAUUUGCCCUCGUUUUCUCUGUCACAAGGUUUCCCUGCUUGGGCUCGUUCCUUCUUUCUCUUUUCCCUGAUUUAUUAUUCGAGCGAGUUUGAGGUCCCCGCUCGGCCUGUCCUGAGAUGCCAUGUCUCGGUCAGAGCCUAUUCUGAUGCUGCCGUGUCUGGCUGUGCUGGGGGACCUGGGUCUGUUCCAGGCAGUCAGGAGCUCAAGGUUCCAGGCGGGUGCAGGCGGCGGGAGGCGGGGCUCAGGGCAGGAGUCCUGGGGGCUGAGCACUUGGAAGAGCAGCAAGGACUGGGCCUGCCUUCUCAGGCCCCCCGGCCCCAGAUGUGGUGACAAAGCUCCAGACUCGACAGUCACCCCGAGAAAUGGGCGUGGUAAGGGGUGUGCAGGGGAAGAGCUGUUCUGAGCUCAUGGAAGCCUGGCGGGGUCACCAGGUGACUGGGAAGUGUCGGGGCGCAGGGCCUGCACCGGGGACAGGCCGCUGCCCUGAGGGGGUGAGGUGCAGGUUCCUGGCGAUCUCCUUCCCGCACCCAGGUGGGAGCUGGGAGGUCAGGAGGAGAGGGGAGGCCGGAACCCACGUCCACCGCGGGAAGUGGGAGAGAAGGCUCAGCCAAGGACAUGAUGGAAGGGCACGUACGCUCGGGCUUACAGACCAAAUCGCCCGGCUGCCUCUUUCCCAGAAAGACCUUCGACUUCAACUGCCACCAGCCAAGCGUGAGGGCUUUAGGCCUCUCCAUGUCCAGGCCGACGAGGGGAUGAUGGUUCUUUACAUCUCUGCCUUCCUGCUCUGCAAAAAUAAUAGCAUUAAAUUGUUUUAAUUUGCAUUAUUUCCUAACGUUCAAGUUUGCACAUAUUUUUAUAUUGUGCGCCUCAGUAUUUUUUUUUUCUUUUUUCUUUUUUACUGGAAUAAGGCCAUUCAGGACUUUGUUCUGUCGGGUGCUCGUUUUCUGAUGGAGUUUUUGAAACUAUUUAUAUGGUCUUUCACGGAUGGUGCCAAUUCCCCCCCC
Eptesicus fuscus (big brown bat) is the source of this 4066-nucleotide messenger RNA. RefSeq names its product colony stimulating factor 2 receptor subunit beta (gene CSF2RB). Gene Ontology annotation, molecular function: protein binding; cytokine receptor activity. The coding region runs from base 90 to 2762 and encodes 890 amino acids. The transcript is spliced from 13 exons. Lineage: Eukaryota; Metazoa; Chordata; Mammalia; Chiroptera; Vespertilionidae. Gene Ontology annotation, biological process: immunoglobulin mediated immune response; cytokine-mediated signaling pathway. The record is from RefSeq and is a predicted model, not a curated record. Gene Ontology annotation, cellular component: external side of plasma membrane; membrane.